Chanos chanos (milkfish) is the source of this 1540-nucleotide messenger RNA. RefSeq names its product phosducin-like 3 (gene pdcl3). The record is from RefSeq and is a predicted model, not a curated record. Gene Ontology annotation, molecular function: vascular endothelial growth factor receptor 2 binding; protein folding chaperone. Bases 53 to 772 code for a protein of 239 amino acids. Gene Ontology annotation, biological process: positive regulation of gene expression; angiogenesis; protein folding. The transcript is spliced from 6 exons. NCBI's taxonomy places the organism in Eukaryota, Metazoa, Chordata, Actinopteri, Gonorynchiformes, Chanidae. Gene Ontology annotation, cellular component: cytoplasm.
GUCUGGGAGACACAGAGCGUGAUUUUUUGGUUAGAGGAACAUAAAAUCAAAAAUGCAGGAUCCGAACGAAGACACUGAGUGGAAUGACAUCCUCCGAAAGAAAGGCAUUCUUCCACCAAAAGAGACGCCGAAGGAGGAUGAAGAAGAGGAGCAGAUUUUACUACAACAGUCCGUCGUGAAAACGUACGAAAGCAUGACACUGGAGGAGCUGGAGGAGAAUGAAGAUGAGUUCAGCGAGGAAGAUGAGGCUGCUAUUGAGAUGUACAGACAGAAGAGACUUGCAGAGUGGAAGGCUAACCAGAUAAAGAACAUUUUUGGGGAGGUGAACGAGAUCUCCGGUCAGGAUUACAUACAGGAAGUGAAUAAAGCCGGCCAGGGUAUCUGGGUGGUUCUGCACCUCUACAAACAGGGAAUCCCACUGUGUACGCUGAUAAACCAGCAUCUCUCCGUGCUGGCCCGGAAGUUUCCGCAGACCAAGUUCCUCAAGUCCAUCUCCACGACCUGCAUCCCGAACUACCCGGACAGGAACCUGCCCACGCUCUUCGUGUACUUUGAGGGGGAGAUGAAAGCUCAGUUCAUCGGGCCCCUCGUCUUUGGAGGCAUGAACCUCAAAUGCGACGAGCUGGAGUGGCGGUUAGCGGAAAGUGGCGCUGUUAAGACCGAGCUGGAGGAGAACCCCAGAAAACAGAUCGAAGACAAGCUCAUGGGCUCCAUCCGCUGCUCCGUCCCCAGCCGCAGAGACAGUGAUGAAGAUGAGGACGACGAUGAUUAAACCCGUCACUUUCACGGGAGCUGCGUUCACGGCGGCUGAAUGUUUGGAGCGAACGUUUUAUGAACAGCGCUGUUGAUUUGAACGCCGUUCUUUUGAACACCGCAGCCCCUCGCCAAAGUUAAACUUUGAACAGAAGAAGUACUCACGCCCUCUCUACGUCAACGGAAACCUGCUAAGAAAUAAUUUGAUAUCUUAACACCCACCAUGUUCAAAAUGGUAGCUGGAUGGUUCUGUGUGUUCUUCAACACAGCCCUUACCUCACUCCAGUACAUCUUCAUAACGCUUGGUUAGGAGUGCGCCCCCUAGGGGCUCUAAUGUCCAACUGCACUCUGAACCCUUGGACUGAUGUUGAAACUCACUACCAUCAAGAGACUGACAGAAAUCACCAGAGCCCAACCCUACUGCCUUUCUGAUAAAAGGAUUAAGGAAUUUGUCCUCAUAUAUGCUACCAUAAUGAAUAUUUUUUUAUUUUAUUUUUGUGUUUCAUAAUAUGACAGAUUCACAUGUUUUAAAGUUUCAGUUUAUUUAACUCUGUUCCCAUCAUCUGAACAAUGUUUUUUUUUUUUUAAUUUAACGGUUCAUCACAUUUAAAAAAAAACAAAAAAAAACAGAAGAAAAGGAGAUUCCAACUGAAUUUGCCAAGAAAAUGUGUACGAUGUUUCAAUUACAUUUCCAUCACGUGUUCUUUUUUUUUCCCGGCCAAGCAUUCGAGCUGAUCCAUUCACGUGAAAACAAUAAACGCUCACACUGGCAGCAGCUGCUUUCUAA